Molecule: messenger RNA, 7035 nt
Organism: Symbiodinium sp. CCMP2592
Lineage: Eukaryota; Dinophyceae; Suessiales; Symbiodiniaceae
Source: the annotation of a GenBank genome assembly
AUGGAUGACGAUGCAGAGGUCGAGGUGCUUGGGAGCCCGACGGGAGAGGCCGGAUCUCUGACAGGAGACCAAGCCCAAGCUGAGCUUGACCUUGUGGAGGAUGAAGUUGCAGGCUCCGAAGCAUCGGAUGUUGAGGGCGGGGCAGUCAAGGACUUCCUGCAGCGUACUGCUGCAUGGGCAGCUAAGUCACAGAACUUUCACACCAUGGAUCUGUCGGACUCGGACAGCUCGAUCGACAGCCCCGGAGGCCACUUGGCGCGGCUUGCUUUAGCAAUGCGCCGUGGAGCGAAGGAGCGGAAGGUCUUGGAGGAGAUCAGACGGGAAUCCUUGGUGGAGAAGCUGAUGGAAACAAUCAUGCAGUUUUGGAAAAGGAAAGCCCACAAAGAUUGGGUCAUGCCGGCGAGGGACAUCCUUUGGAAACACGUUGCAGCCAUCAGUCGUUCUCGGCAGGUUGCCACGCGGCUGCGAAACACGGCAGAGGCCUUGGCCAUUUUGCGCGCCGCCGACGAUGCCGAUAGCACACACACUUCAAACAAGGUCGAGGACAUUCAGCGAAAGAACUUCUGGGCGGACUACAAGUCACGGACACUUCUGCAAAUGCAAGACGCGGAUGCAGUUGGUGCUCGAACUGGACUUGCAGGGCGUUCCGGCUCGUCUCAGAAACGGAACACUGUGAUCAGGUUGCCAAAGCUGUCUCAGGGCGAGCGGGCACCCUUGACGAGCCGAGUCAGCCGUGCACCAAAUCGGCUUAUCGUUCUUCGGGACGACAUACAGCUGACACCGCGUGGCAAAUACAUGCAGUUGUGCAGCAUGCGGGGCAUUCGACCUGUUCUACAUCCGCUGAUCACAGGUGAGUCCUCUAGCUUGACAAUGGCCAACCAGAACCUGACUGAUGGCGAUCUGCUCCCGUUGAUUCCCUUGCUAGAGGAGCUCCAGCUCGAUGCAGCGGAUCUAGCCGGGAACCGGAUGCUCACAGAUAGAUCACUCGUGCCGCUGAUCCGGUCCUUGGCGCACUCCUCCUUUCUGCAGCGUCUCUGCUUCCGCUCCGUCCUGGGCCAAAGCAGCGCAGCGUUGCUCUCGGAGAUGCUGCUGAGCCGCAGCGCCUUUAACAAGCUCUUGCAGCUGGAUGUCAGCGAGGUGCCUCUCCACCGGAAGAGCUUCCAGGGCUUGGCAGAGGCCAUCGCGCACCAUCCAACAAUGCUGGAUGUGAACUUGGCAAACACAGGAUUCGCACCAUACGCAACCGAUGGCAAGAUCUGCAUGAGCUGGCUGAUGUCCUGCCCUCGUCUCCAGAAGUUGGAUCUGUCCUGGAACUGCCUGGACACUCCGGCGCUCCAGCAGCUGGGGCAGAGCCUGUCGAAGCAUCGGGGCCCGGAGAAGCUGAGCCUGGCCGGUUGCUCCGGGAGGUCUGCAACCUCAGAUCUGCCCAUCGAGCAUUUCCUGGAGCUGCUGUCCCAGAACGGCACUUUGAAGCAUUUGGACCUGUCGCUCAAUCACAUGGACUACCGGGCCGCAUUGAUCCUAGAGGAUGCGCUCGAGAGCGCUCCUCUUCGAAGCCUGGAUCUUAGCGAGAACCCCCUUGGCCAGGUGGGCUUGCGGAGUAUCUUGAGAUUGCUCUGCAGCAGCAAGUCCAAGCUACGCUUCAUCGAUCUUGGCGGUUGCACAGCCGGAGCAGUGCAGCCUGGGCCGGACGGAAACCAGCUCUUCAACUACAUCAAUCCAAGUGGCCUGUAUGACUUGGACUUAUCCCGUCCGUAUCAUCGGAGCUUGCUGCGGAUGCUGUACAAGAAGUGUGAGCUGUCUGGGCAAACUCCUGCUUCAGCGUUCCAGAUUCAGAGCAGCAGUGUGCCGUAUAGCCACCCAGACAAGAGGGAUGGAAGAUACAACGUCCCGUCCUCUGGGCAGCUGUCUGCGGCAUUCGCGCUUGCAUGGCGUGAUGAUGAAGAUGACAUGUGGGGAUAUGCGAGAGCGGUGUAUCUGAACUGGACGUGCCGUCGUUUCUCCCCUUCUGCUCACAAGACAGCCCAGCUUUUGUAUCACUGGGAAUUGGCCGCAGAGGAUUCCCAGGAGCAGCUGAUGAUCCUGGAGGUGAUGGCGAAGGACUUCAUGAUUUCCUCAGCCUUGCUCCAGGAGAUGUGUGCGGGGAAUCCAGAUAUGCUGAAGAGCAUCCUUACUCGCCUUAUGCAUUGUGUCAGUGGUGGCAUCUCCGAGAAAUUCCUCAUCAUGAUGCGGGCGCCAUCAAUGAAGCUUUAUCUCCGUGUACUGGACGGAGUCAAGAAGUUGCUACUCUUCACGCCUGAGAACCCCACCGGACACUACUAUCUCGACAUGUCCAACAACGCAGAUUAUGCUCUGGCUGAACAGAUUCUGGUUCUGAACCAAUGGGAAACGAGGAUUGAGGAGCGUCUGGCAUACAUGGAUACCUCGCAGUAUGGCAACCGCUGUCAUCUCCGGAACAUGAUGUAUGCGGGGCGGCGCUUGCCGGUGCAGGACGUGAAGCAAUGGAUCCUUCCUAUGUCUGACGCCUUUGCGUUCGACUAUGUAAGCUGCAAGCGGCCCAGCAGCACGGAGCCGACCAUGGAGAGCCACGACUUCGACAAGCUGCUCAAGUUGCUGACCAGGAGGAAUGGCACCAUCUCGGAGAUUCGACUCAAAGCUUUGCGAAGCGUGUCCACGUACAUCUUCAUAACCGCGACGCAGAUGCGUCAAAUAUUGAAUCUGUUCGAGGAAGAGUAUCGGGCGCGCUGCAGUGUACUCUUCUUCUUUCGGGUGGUCGAUAUGCAGAACGAAAAGAUCUUUCGAUGUGCUUUCGAAAGCCCAGAGCAGCUGCUGAACGUUCAGAAGAGUUUGGGCUUCGUGGCCUCUUUCCCAUACAUACAACCAGAUCAUUGGACCGUCGAUCUGGAUCUCACUCAGCACGACCAGCGCAGAGCUCUUCAUUGUCUCUGGACUCUCGCGGAGCACGAGAAGUUGGAGCACUUGACGAAAGUGGUCUACACGACGGGCACGGGCAACGUCCUUCAAGGCAACCAGUUCCUGGUGCCGCGAUCGUGGAUGAACUUUGAGAGCGUGCCAACGAGUGGACGUAUCAAGGUGACCUAUGUUGGUGGCAAGGAUACCCGGAACUGGACCUACCGCAAGAAGCUGUACGAGCAGUGCGGCCACUGGAAGUUGGACUGCAGCAGUUCUCAGGUUCAGUGGUGGUCCUCGCUGACAGAGGCGCCGGAGGAGGUCAUCAAGUUCCUACAGUUGCUGGUUGGUAAGUUCAGCGACUUCGACGAAGCCUUUACCUUCAUGGAUGGUGGCGUCCGUGGCAAUGGUGUCAUCAACUUGAAAGAGCUGCACGAGCGUAUGCAGCGGAUGGGCGUGAAGUCCUUCCGAGGUCCUUGGCUUCAGAAAGUCUUUCGCUUUCUGGACCCAAAUGGAAGCGGGAGCAUCUCAAGAGAGGAGUGGACCGAGCUUGCAGAUUUGUACAAGGAGGUUACAAUGCGACUCAACGAAUUCGCGCUCUUCCUGGAACGACAGUUCCCAUCAUCGCGUGGAGCACUGCGGAGGGUAUGGGAGAUUUUGGAUCCCGAAGGUGUGGGCAGCAUGACGCGCAGCAAGUUCGAGGGUGCCGUGCGAGAUCAGCUCGGGUUCUUGGGAUCAACUCGUGUAAUCGUGGAUUUCUUGGAUGUUGACGACACGGCCACUGCUCAUUUUCACGUGGCACACUCCAACUUCAACGAUCAUGCCAAGAACGCUGCAGUGUCUCAUGAUCAGCAACGGAGGGCUUUGGCAGAUCCGAUGCGGGACACUGAGCUGGAGCUACAGAGGAUCAACGCACUUCUGGCACAGCCGCCGAUACCGCCCCCGGACGUGCCUUCACACUUGCAGCAAGGCUGCCGUUCCACCUUGCCGGCGCAACUCUCGGCAGCAGCGGUUGGAGAAGCUCAGUUGAUCGGCCGACGGAUCCAGACGCUUCCUUGGAAUGCUGUGGAUGCCUCUCCGAGCCGUUUCCGCGACGCCUGCGAUGCACUGCACGACGGUGCUGAGGCGGCGCGAAGGAUUUUCGGCUGGGCCUCGGGCGUACCCGGCCGCCUCGUUGGAAAGGAUGCAGCGUGGCUCGUAGCCGAUGCUGCCAAGUUCGCUGUUGCAGAUCUGCCGCCUGUGCUGCUCGGGCGAACUGCCGAUCUUUCGCGGGCUUUGUUAAGUGUCCGCCUACGCGAAGUCGUGCAAGACCCCAAGAAAGCAGCAGCCUGUGCUACUCACAAAGCGCUUGACCUGAUGGGAGGUGGCUUCGUGAAGAUGGCGCAGGUGGUGGCGCACAGCCCGGCCCUCUUCCCGGAGCCAUUGGUGCACGCAUGCCGUGGCAGUCUAGCUCAGGCCGUGACGCCUCCGGCUCCGCUGGAAGAUAUUGAGCAGAUUCUCAAGGAGGACCUCGGUCUGAAGAUUGGUGAUCUCUUUGAGGACUUCGAAGCGGAACCCAUGGCUGCAGCAUCCAUUGCGCAGGUGCACGCUGCUAGACUCCGUAGUGGAGAAAGGUGUGUAGUGAAAGUCGUUCGCCCCCGCGUGCGGGAGCGACUGGCAGUUGACUUCGAAUGUGUACAGUUGGCUGCGCGCCUUGCAGACCUCAUCCUCGGGGAGGAGGUCGUCCUUCAGCUGGUAAGUGCCUCGCUUGAGGGAUGCGUAGAGGAGCUGCGAAGAGCUGUUAUGGCAGAGUGCGAUCUUGCCAUGGAGCGGCAGAACAUUGAGGACUUCGCCCGGUGGCUGGAAACAUCAGCCACGCUUCGCAGAGCUCGCCUGGCAAGUGCUGUUCGUGUGCCGAAGACGUAUGAGGAUGCUUCCUCUCCUCGUAUCCUGACCAUGGAGCGCAUUGAUGGGCUGCCGUUCUCCGAGCUCUGCGCGAGUGGAGGUUCACAGCCAAGCAGUGCUCCCGAGGACUGGCAAGCUGCUUUGACGUCUGCACUGAGCGUUGCGGCUGUGUCGGUGCUCGACGGCUCAGCUCUCUUCCAUGCCGACCUGCACACCGGCAACAUGAUUGCGGUGAGAGGGCCGGCUGGAGAAUGCCGGGUGGCCUUCAUCGAUUUCGGCUGCUGUGGUCGUCUGCCGGCACCACUGCGAGGCACUUUGCUGAUGCAAGCCUCAGCCUUUGCCGGAGGAAGGCCAGAUGUGCGACAGUUCUGCGAGGGCUUUGCGCAUGCACUGCAGCGAAUCCCAGAACUUGGCCGCGAGGAGGACUUGGACGUCGACGCCCUCGCCGCAGACAUGAAGCCUGUGCUGAAACAGCUUCAGCUCCUCAACCCCUUCAGAGGAGGUGCUGACCCGAUGUCGCCGGAGUUGCAUAUAGAGCUCUUGCGCCUACAGCGGGUCCUGUGCCGACAUGGGGUGCAGCUUCCCCGCGAGUUUACUCUCCUGAUGAAGACUGGUUGCUUCGGUGCUCUGUAUUUCUCGCUGUUGGAUGAUGCCAACAAGCGCCAGCUUUUGUCAAAACUGCUGGUUGCCGGAGCUGCUUUUGCUGCUUCCCAUCCCAAGGACGCGAGGGAGCUUCUGAAUCCAGCAAAGCUGGCGGUGCUGCUGUCGGCACUGCGCAGACACGAAAGGCAAGGCAUUCGCAUUUGCACGGCACGUCUUUCGCAGGCCUUUUGCAGCUUGUGGUGUGACGCCUGCUAUCGUCGUGGCAAGCUGUCGGAAGCCGAGCUGUUGUUCGAGAAGAACGAAAGCUUCCUAUUGCAAGUGGCGGAUGAAUGUUCAGGCCUUGCCAUCUCUGCAGCAUACCUAGUGCGGCAUUUGCAGCCACUUCUCAGCAGAUGGGUGAAGGUGUCCAUUUUCCUGGAGCGUAUGUCCUGUCAGCUGCCACGUAAGGUAGAUGUGGCACUGUUAGUGCACUCCGAAGAAGCUCCGGAAGAGGUCAGCGCGACCUCGACGCCAACCUGCACGAGGGCCGACGGGAGCGUCCCUGCCGUCCAUGCGGCCUUCUAUCUGUGGUAUGGCACUCCAGAGGUGGAUGGCAAGUGGCUGCACUGGGAUCACAAGGUGCUUCCUCAUUGGGACAAGGAGGUGGAUGCCAAAUAUGACAAGUUCAAUUGGAGCCCACCAGACGAGCCCCACGCCACCUUCUAUCCUGAAAGGGGCCCAUAUAGCUCAAGCGACGAGUCCAUCCUCCUGAGCCAGUUUGAGGAUUUGGCGAAGGCAGGUAUUGACUCCGCAAUGUGUUCAUGGUGGGGGCGAAAGGACUGGGCCGGCAAGCGAGAUGAUGCCGACUCAGGUGCCAACACGGAUGAGCUCAUUCCAUCGGUGCUCGAGGCUGCAGAAAAAGCCGGCGUUUUCGUAUCCUUCCACAUCGAGCCGUACGGGGGCCGGUCCCCACAAACGUUCUUGGAUGACCUCGCCUACAUCGUCCGCGAGUACGGGCACCACCCAGCCAUCUGGCGUGAGGGACCAAAGAAGCUGCCACUCUUCUGGUUGUAUGAUGUCUCGGCCCAGCAUUCCAUGCAGGAUAUCGCUGCUUGGAAGGAGGCACUCGAUUCCGUACGAGGCACCGAGUUGGACGGCGUGUUCCUGUGCUUGUGGAUUGGGAAUGGCGGUGGGCGAGAAGAUCUUCGCUUCGUAGAGGAUGGAGGAUUCGACGGGGCGUAUACCUACUUUGCUGCCGAGGGCUUCACGCCAGGAUCCAACACAAAAAGUUGGAAAGACACUGCAGCGAGACUCAACAAGCUUGGCAAGCUUUUUGUGCCGUCAGUUGGUCCAGGGUACGAUGACACGCGGGUCAGACCCUGGAAUUCGCACAACAUUCGAGAAAGGAAGGGCGGGGAGUACUACAACCGCAUGUGGUCCGCAGCAGUGGGCAGUCGGCCUUAUGCUGUAUCAGUCACUUCCUACAACGAGUGGGGCGAGGGCACACAAAUCGAGCCUGCGAAGCGCCAUCGCUCCUGGAAAGGAGCGAAGUACGGCAGCUACGAGCCCAAGCCGAGCACGUUCUACUUGACGGAGACCAAGCGAUGGUCAGACCAAUUCAAGGAAGAUCAAUGCCGCGAGGAGAAGACUGAGCUUUAA